UAAAGAGUGAGUGCAGUGAUCUGUGUACAGGAGUGUCUCUCUCUAUCUCUCUAUCUCUUUAUUUGAACACCUGAUACAGUUAACAGUUCGCCUCAACGACCUUCUCAACAGUUUCCCAGCAUAUAGACUCCACCGCAGCAUCCCAGCAGACUGCAGGUGAAGCCGCAGGGAUCUCUGGGUAAUCCUCCAGGAUGGAGUCCCCCAUGAAGCCGGUGGUUCUCCUCCUCGCACUCUGGUGCUGCUGCAGUGCUCAACGCACUGAUUACAUAACUCCAAAACGAGGCAGCUUUAAUGGAGGAACACGAAUCAUGAUCCAAGGAAGCGGUUUUGCCCAGGAGAGACAGUUCCAGCUGUUUCCAAAAGACGAUGACUUUGGCAACAGUGUGUUCCUGGUGUCAGACAAGCUGACGGUCCCCUGUGAUGUGGAGAGAGACUCAACACACAGCAACCGGAUCACCUGUGUCACCAGAGCCAUGCCGCGUGAUCGCUACAUGGUCCACGUCAGUGUGGACGGCGUUCCCAUUCCUUACAGCAAUUUGUGCCGCGGCAGGUACCAAAUACACCACUGCAGCUUCUAUACUGUUUGGUACCGCACGCCUACUAUCAAGACUCUGAGUCCAGUCAGUGGUCCCCCAGGCAGCUUGGUGACAGCGCGAGGACUUCUCUUCACUGAUGUGUACGGAAGCAACACUGCCAAGAGCUCUAACGGCAAUGACGCCAGUAUUCUGAGAGUCUACAUGGGAGGGAUGCCGUGCCUGCUGCUUAAACCGGAUUCAGAUGAACUAUAUAACCUACGAGUGGACUCUGAGUCUUCUAGCUGGGGAGACAUGAGCUGCAAAAUGACGGGGACGUAUGUCGGGCAUCACAAUUUCAGUUACAUUGUUAAUAAUGAAUAUGGAAGGAGUAUGCCAUACAAGUCUCUGUACAGGGUUUCAGCUGCGAACACACUCGCCAUGUUUCAGACCUAUGCGGAGGUGACAGGAGUCUCCCCGUCCGUGGGCAGUGUCAUGGGCGGAACCCUGUUGACCAUUCACGGCCGCUUCUUCGACCAAACCGAUCGCCCAGCACGUGUUCUCGUUGGAGGCCGGCCUUGUGAGAUCCAGAGUGUGUCUGAUGACAGAAUCACGUGCAGGACCCCCAAACACGAGAUGAACAGCCACAUGUCAGUCCACCCAGGUGGAAGAGGCUUGAAGAUGGAGGUGUGGAACGACACAAGACCCCGCUUCCUGACUGACAUUUGGACCUACAAUGAGAACACAACUGGAUAUUGGACAGAGUGGAUCGACUCCAUGCCCCACAUCUUUGACCUGAAUUAUUUCAGCUCACGAUCCAGAGGCUUCUUUGAACCUCCAGCAAGCGCCAACUACACCAUAUACCUCCACUGUGAUGACCGAUGUGAGCUCUACCUCAGCAACUCCAGCCGCCCAGAAGACAAGGCUCUGAUUGCGUUCCAGACAAGAUAUUACUCAGAUUUCACGAAAACGGAAUCGCAAAAGUCUGAAGUACUUGCUCUAGAGGGAGAUAAAACCUACUACUUCGAAAUUCUGCACCAAGACUAUGGAGGUCUUGCUAGGGUCGACAUCGGCCUGUUCCGAGAGGAGAGUUCCUUCACAGAAGACCAGACGGACGACGCUGUCAAUGAAAUUCAGGAUAUCGUGGCUGAAUACGACGUGUUCGAUGAGGAGCAGGUGGUGACCUUUGAAUCCUGGCCCGGCGAUGCCACUGCCGUCAAAGAGGUCCAGAAGGUCACCGUCAGCAGCAGCUGUGCCAGCCAUCUUUGCGGCAGCACCUUCUUCAGCCUGGGCUUCGGAGAUGCAAAGACAGGACCGAUUUCAGUCACCGCCUCAGCAGCUGUGGUGGAAGCAUCCCUGAGGAGCCUUUGGUCCAUCAAACCCGACACAGUCCAGGUCACCAAACAGGACGACAGCCAAGGAUCUCACUACACGGUCACAUUCGAUUCUGACAGAGGGGAUUUCAGACCUCUUCACUGGGAGGUUUUUGGCUCCGACACCAACGUCACUGUUGCCGAGGUUACAAAGGGGAGAAGCAACAUGGAGACCUUCACUCUGCUCUGGGGGGGAAUCCCUACGAAGCCCAUCGCCUUCAAUGCAACGGAGUCUGAGGUGCAGUCGGCUCUGGAGGACAUGAUGAAAGCCGAGUGUCCCGAGGAGAUCCUGACCACCGAAGGGUCUGAUGUCAAGUACUUCAAAGACUUUGAGGAUGACAACUCUCAGUUCAAUAGUGCCGGGGAAGGGACUCCAGUGAAAGACUCUGCUUUCUGUGGCCUGUGGUCGCUGAAGAACGCCGAGGUCCUUUUCAAAGAGAGUUACACCAAAGAGUCCGGCGGCAGCUACGGAUCAGUUUCAUUGGACAAGUAUCCCAUGCUUUGCUUUGCGUACAAGGGAGUGUUGAAGGAUGAAGUUGGAAUGAAGUUCACCUACCGCGACAGCGGAGGCGAAACCAAGACAGAGACCGCAACGGUCAACACUCUCUUCACCAAGGGCCACAAGUGGGGUUAUAAAUGCAUGGACCUGCCAACGUCCCUGCAGACAGAGUACAUUGGAAGCAAAUACGUUCUGCAGGAGCUUUAUCUCUACAAAGAUGCCUCUGGUGCAGAUUUCUAUGUGGAUGCUGUUCACUUCGGAAAGACACCCACCACAGUUUAUGAAAAUGAUGUUCUCCUCAAGAGGAGGCCUCCACCCUUUGAGAGCUCUGGUCGUUCCUUUAAGGAGAUCGCUGUCACCAAAGACGCAUCAGCUGCGUCACAGAUCAGCUACGUGAUCAAAGCCAUGCCACAUGAAUGCGCAAUUGAUUUCCCACUGCUAGGAGUCGGCUUCCUGCAGAUGUCCAACAGCAGCAAGGACAUGGCUGAGUUCAGCGAAGGAGCAGCCAGCGUCAGCAUCACUCGCCCUCACAGAGCCAGCCCUCCUCUGAACGGCACCUUCGAUGUGGAGAGCUACGGAGGCCGAGCUGAAGGUCUGUCGGUGGACAUCGGUGAGGAGGACCUGACGUACGCUCUGCAGGGGAUUGCGGGGAUGGGACAGGUCAGCGUUUCCAUGCUGGGAACCUGCAGACGCCCCAAAUGGAGGGUCAAGUGGCUCACUAAACCUGGAGCCCAGCCUCUGAUGCAGGUUGAUGACUCGUCGGUUUUCGGGCAGAAUGCGGUCAUUUCAGUGCGUGAGAAGAAAAAGGGAGGAUUGUUGACGCGAAGCCUGACAGGAGAUUACUUUCGUGUCUGGGAACGCACACCACAGGUGGUGGUCAAAAUCAACGGCAUCACCUCAAAGUGUUCUGGUGACUGUGGGUUUGAAUGGUCCGAGGACAAGACUCCAGUUGUGACUGGAAUCAGCCCGUCUCAAGGAUCGAACGGCCUGGAGACUCUUCUGACUGUCACUGGGACCGGCUUCAGUAGUGAAAACGCCUCCAUCGUAGUGGGAAAGACCCGGUGCCAUGUUGAAGAGAUCACCGCCACCACUCAGGUGUGCAGAUUGGGCAACGCCAGCGCCGGCACCUACCCCGUGUUCGUCAGCUUCCCCUCUCUGGGGAACUCCCGCUACGCGGGAGGCAACAUCUUCCACUUCACCUACCAGCUCAUUGUUUCCUCUUUCUCCCCGCUCUCUGGGAGCGUGGCAGGAGGCACACUGCUGACAGUGACAGGUUUCGGCUUCAGCCAGAACGCCAUGGUGACUGUCGGUGGUGACGAGUGCACCGUGGUUCAUGCCAGUGACACUGAGCUGAGAUGCAGAACGCCAGCAGGGACUGCAGGAUCACAGGCCGUCACAGUGAUGGUGGGAAACAUGACUCAGACUGCCGGCAGCUCCUUCAACUACGAUACUAACCUCACACCCCAGAUCUCAGGCCUGAGCCCCCACACCACCACUGUGAUCGGACGUGAAGUUCUCACCGUCCAGGGCACCAACCUGGGAGGCCAAGACAAUGACAGCAUCGCGUUGGUAGGCGGGAAGGAGUGCGUGACUGUGCAGUGGACGGCGACGAGUGUCACCUGUCGUCUCCCCGUGCUGCCGCCCGGCACGCACAAGGUGGAUGUACAGGUUGGAAACAAUGGCUACCCCCAGACAAGCAACGGUGUGAACGCCACCAUCGAAUACAUCCUGGAAAUCCACAGCAUCUCCCCGCGGCUCGGCUCCUUGAUGGGAGGAACCAGGCUGACUAUCUCUGGAUCUGGUUUCAGCAACAACACAUCUGACAACAAAGUCUCCGUUGGAGGAGCAGAGUGUGAAGUGAAGGCCGCCUCAGAGAAUGAACUGCAGUGUGUUCUGCAGUCGGAGGAGGAGACCCGCGUUGUCACCAACCAGGGAUCCCACCGCACUUAUGGACAGGGGUACGCAUGGAGUCCUGCCUCACUGACCGUGUUUGUUGGAGACACAGUAACGUGGCGUUGGGAGGCGCCAGCCCUCCAGAGCGUCGCUUACCGGGUCUGUAGUGUUUCCAGUCCAGGUGAAACCACCUGCAACGGGGGACCAUUCUCCAGCGGAAACACCAAGACACCCAAAGGGUUUUUCGCCUACCGCUUCACUGAUCCUGGUGUGUAUUACUACAGCAGCGGCUACAUCGAUGAUGCCAACACCAAGCGACUGCAGGGAGUGGUGAAAGUCGAGGCUCGGGAGGAGAAGAGCAGCGUGGUCUCCGUCAGCGUGGGAGGCAUGGAGGCCAGACACGUGACAGGAGGUUCACGGCGCGUCUCCAGAGCGGCCUCGCAGUGCGUCGCCUCCCCACAGUGCCCAGAGACCAACGCGACCUCGGGCGGCCUUUCCUUCAGCGCCUCGGCCUGCUCCACCCCCACAGUCCACUCCAUCUCCCCCAACCAGGGCUCCUACCACCAGAUCAUCCACAUCCAGGGCCAAGGCUUCGGAGACACCGCCUGCGCUAACGAGGUGACGGUGGGAGAUCAGCCCUGUGAGGUGAUCAACAGCUCUCACUCUGAGAUCAACUGCCGGCUCAGCAGCGGAAGCGGACUUCCCGUCGGCGUCGCUCACCCCGUAGCCGUCAGAGUCAACAACCUCGGCGACGCCGUCAUUGCCGUACCGGACGAGCUCGGCCGCCGCUUCGUGGUCCUGCCUGUGGUCGACUGGGUCUCGCCCCCCGUCGGCAGCCCCACCGGCCACACGCGGCUGCUCGUCCACGGCUCCGGCUUCGCCGAAGGCCAGGUGACCAUAGCCGGCGAGCCGUGCUAUGUCGUGUCAGUCAAUUACACCUGCAUCACCUGUGACACCGCUCCCUCUCAGCCGCACACCGGUGAUGUCGUCUACCACUGGGGCAGGAUCCAGAGCUCCUGUCAUUCAAACUGCUCCUUUGAGUACUCUUCCUCCGUCACUCCCACGGUAUCUAGCAUUUCCCCCGACGGCAUCAGCGGUCCGACCACCGUCACCGUUUCCGGCUCGGGGUUCGGCAGCCGCGUGGACGACGUGGUGGUCUUCGCCGGCGCCUCAGAGCUGGGAGUCACCGCCGUGACCGAUAGCAAUGUCACGCUGAGCGUCAACGCUCUGCCUGCGGGCGACCACCCGGUCACAGUGAUUGUGAGAAGUAAAGGCCUCGCAUCCGGCUCCGUCACCCUGAGCAGCCGCGCCCAAGCCGCCCUCGACCCCGACGCCGGCAGCCUGGCGGGAGGAACCCCUCUCGUCUUCACUGGAAACGGCUUCGCUCCAGGGAACACCAGCGUGACGGUCGGCGGAGAGCCCUGCAGGAUCCAGGAGGUGACGGCGGGUCUGCUUCGGUGCCUGACGCCUCCUCACAGCGAGGGGCUGGUGACCGCCAACGUCCAGGUGUUUUCGGUGCAGUAUCCUCCUCUCAACUUCACCUACUCAGCAGCCCACACUCCUGUCAUCAGCUCCAUCAGCCCCGCCACUGGGCCGAGCGGUGCGGUCGUCACACUGACCGGUUCAGGAUUCGGCAACGACUCUCAACACGUCUCUGCCACCAUGAACCACGUCCCCUGUGUCGUGUCCACGGUCUCUGACACACAGGUUCAGUGCACCGCAGGAGACAACCCAGGGGGGGCGUACCCAGUUGUGCUGCAUCACCAGGUCAAAGGUCACGCCCAGUCAACUGUCAUGUUCAUGUACGAGCUGUCUCUGAGCAACGUGCAGCCCAGCGAGGGCAGCUGUGGCGGCGGCGCUCUGCUGGCGGUGCAGGGUUCUGGGUUUGACCCGCUCAACUCCACCGUGACCGUCUGCGGAGAGGAGUGUGAAGUUGACAGAGAGAUGUCCACGCCGUCACAUCUGUACUGCCUGUCUCCGCCCAUCAACGCCACUCAGCCGGCGGUGAGCUGCGUGGUUGCCGUCGUUAACCAGCUGGACGCCGUCAACAUAUCGAAUGGCUACACCUACAAAUCUGAGUUGACUCCGGUGAUCACGGAGGUCUCUCCACGCAGGGGAGGAACCGCUGGAGGCACCCGGCUCACAAUCAGCGGCUCCGGUUUCAGCACCAACAUGAACGACGUCAAUGUGACCAUCGCCGGCUCCGUGUGUGACGUUCAGUCCGUCAACGACACACACAUCAUCUGUGUGACGAACUCUCAGCGACAGUCUCAAGAAACCAAAGUCCGAGUCAGCAUCGGAGACGGAGGCAUCGCCAAGAUGGAUAAUGCAGACUUCUUCUACAUUGACGUGUGGUCGUCCAGGUUCACGUGGGGCGGUCUGUCUCCACCCGAGAAGGGUUCGUUUGCCGUCAUCACUAAAGGCCAGACCAUCCUGCUGGACACCAACACCGAUGUGCUGAAAAUGCUCCUCAUCCAAGGAGGGACGUUGGUGUUCGACGAAGCGGACAUCGAGCUGCAGGCAGAAAACAUCCUGAUCACAGACGGCGGGCUGCUCCAGAUCGGCCAGGAGGGGGCGCCGUUCCAGCACAAAGCCAUCAUUACGCUUCAUGGAAACCUGCGCUCACAAGAACUUCCUGUUUAUGGAACCAAGACGCUGGCUGUCAGAGAGGGAGUGCUGGACCUGCAUGGUAUUCCAGUUCCUGUCCCCUGGACCCACCUGGCCCAGACGGCAACCAACGGCUCCGUCACACUGACUCUGAUGAAGGAGGUGACGUGGAAAGCUGGAGAUGAAAUUGUCAUCGCCACAACGGGCCACAGGCACAGCCAGAGAGAGAACGAGGUCAGGAGGAUCGCCGCCGUGUCGGCCGACGGCAAGACCAUAACCCUGACCAAACCGCUCGAGUACACUCACCUCGGGGUGACCGUCACGCUGCCCGACGGUACGGUGUUUGAGGGCCGAGCCGAGGUGGGUCUCCUCACCAGGAACAUCGUGGUACGAGGCUCCCAGCACCAAGAAUGGGACGACACGAUCGAAGCCUGCCCCGCUGGCUUUGACACAGGUGAAUUCAGCACCCAAACCUGUUUCCAAGGAAGGUUUGGAGAGGAGAUCGGCAGCGAUCAGUUUGGAGGCUGCAUCAUGUUCCACGCACCCAGACCAAAUGAGAAUCUCGCAAUCGGCAGACUGGAAUAUGUUGAGGUCUUCCAUGCAGGACAGGCCUUCAGGCUGGGACGGUAUCCCAUCCACUGGCAUCUGAUGGGAAACAUCGACUUCAAGUCAUACGUGCGGGGUUGUGCUAUCCAUCAGACCUUCAACAGGGCCGUAACCAUCCAUAACACCCACCGGCUGCUGGUGGAGCACAACGUCAUCUACGACAUCAUGGGCGGGGCCUUCUUCAUCGAGGACGGCAUUGAGACGGAGAACGUCCUGCAGUACAACCUGGCCGUGUUUGUCAAACAGAGCACCAGCCUGCUGAACGACGACGUCACCCCCGCCGCCUACUGGGUCACCAAUCCCAACAACGUCAUCCGCCACAACGUCGCUGCGGGGGGCACCCACUUCGGCUUCUGGUACCGCAUGCACGAACACCCCGACGGCUCGUCCUACGACAGAAACAUCUGCCAGAAGAGGGUUCCCCUCGGGGAGUUCUACAACAACACGGUGCACUCUCAGGGCUGGUUCGGCAUUUGGAUCUUCAAAGACUUCUUCCCCAUGAAGGACGGAGGCUGCCGCUCUACGACCCCCGAGCCUGCCGUCUUCCGCCACCUCACCACCUGGAACUGCGAGAAAGGUGCCGAGGGGGUCAACGUGGGCGCCGUGCAGUUCAACAACUUCGUCAUGGUCAACAAUGAGAAAGCCGGUAUCGAAUACAAGCGCAUCAUGCAGUGGGCCGUGAGCGGCUUUGGAGAGGAGGGAGGGGCGACGAUUUCCAACAGCACCAUCGUGGGCCACGUGGACGAGCUCGGACUGGGAGCUAACUACUGCACGCGUCGAGGUGUCAUCGCGCCGUUGGAAGACGGCCUGAGUGUCCUUAACACCAAGUUCAUCAACUUCAACCGUGGCUCUUGCGCAGCCAUCGGGGUCGCCAGAAUCGAUGGGACGUGUGUGGAUCGGUGUGGUGGCUGGGCUGUCCGGUUUAGUGGUAUCCAGUACUUCAACUCACCCCACAAGGCCGGCUUCAGGUGGGAGCACGAGGUGCAGCUGGUGGACAUUGAUGGCUCCCUCACAGGAAACAUCAACUACAAAGUCGUGCCUAUGAGCCCCUUGCUGGACCCCGCUCACUGUUCCCAGAGUGCCGACUGGAGCGUGGGUUUCCCCGGUGCCGUGUGUGACCACACCGUCGACUUCCAUCGCUUGUCGUUCAACAACCCAUUACCGACCUCUCUGAAAGCCAAGAAUGUCAUCUUAACCAACUCAGAUGGCUCCAGUGUGAUUCCCUAUCUGAAGAAGAGAAUGACUCAUAAGUAUGGCUGGAUGGCCAUGCUGCCCUCCAGAAAAACGUACAACUGGUACUUUGAAGAUAUGGAUCACAUCACCAACAUCACCUAUGCUGCAAAGUUCUACGGCUUUGGCUCAGAUCAAUAUGUGAUCAUCAACCACAACUUCACCCAGAGUCCAGACAGAUUCCACAUCAUCGAUGAGAGGAACGGCUCGUUGACGCCGCUGAGCUACAGCAACAACAACAACGGAGACUGGUACUUCGACGACAGCUCCAACGACCUCUACUACAUCGUAUCUGGGAAGACGAGCCUGCGCAGGCGUCGUGCCAGCGUCGACCGUUCCUUGAUGGACUCCGCGGUGGAUUUGGGGGUCUACCGCUGCUUCUACCCCAACUGCAUCCCACCAACACCAGCACCUCCGGCCACACUUGCCCCCCUACCCGGCCACCGGCCUGACAACUUCAUUCGGUGGUCUGAUGCCUCUUUCUGGAAUGGUUCGGCUGAAAAUAACUUCACUGUCCCAACGGAGGGCGCUGAUGUGGUCAUCCCAUCAGGGACGUGGGUCGUAUUGGACAGUAACACCCCUCCCCUCAACAAGCUGACGGUCAUUGGAGUUCUGGAGAUCGACGACAGCAUGAACAGCUCGUCCUCCAGACACGCUCGGGCUGCACCUGAAUACAGCACUGUGGUGCUAGACGCUGUCUACAUCUCCAUCCAGGGCGGCAGGCUGAUUGCAGGAUGGGCCGACGAGCCGUUCAGAGGUCAGCUGCACAUCAGACUGAGAGGGAACCACCGCACGCCUGACUGGCCUCUGCCCAGCGGACCCAACCAGGGCUCCAAAGUCCUGGGUGUGUUUGGUAUCCUGGACCUCUACGGACAACCUCACAACGUGUACCACACCAAACUGUCUGCCACCGCUGACGCCGGAUCCAACACUCUGAACCUGUCGCGGUCUGUCGACUGGCAGGUUGGAGACGAGGUCGCCAUCUCAACCACAAGCUACAAUGCGUGGGAGACAGAAAAACAUCAGAUCGCCGCCGUGUCAGCAGACGGCCGGGUCCUGACCCUGAACCGGACUUUGAUCCACACUCACAUCGGUGAGACUCACUCUGUCUCAGGUACAUCGUUGUCCUACACUCUGGCAGCUGAUGUCGGUCUCCUCACCAGAAACAUUAAGAUCAUGGGUCAGGAGUAUCCAGAAAUGAUGGCGGAGUCGUUCGGAGCCAGACUUUUGGUGGGCAGCUACUCCUGGGCCGGAGUCGACUACAAAGGCAAGGCUCAGAUCAGAAACGUGGAGUUCUUCCAAUCUGGUCAGGAAGGCUGGACCGACGACACCGACCCCCGUUACUCUGUGGCCUUCCUCAACCUGGGAGAGGUUUCAGAAGAAGACUCGUACCUUCAGGGUUGCGCUUUCCACGACGGCUUCUCUCCAGCCAUUGGUGUCUUUGGGACGGAGGGACUGAAGGUUGACGACAACAUCGUCCACCGCACCGUGGGAGAAGGUAUCAGAAUUUGGGGUGACAAGAUAACAGUGAGGAGGAACCUGGUGAUGAUGUCACAGUGGCCUGGAUCUUAUCAGGACAGAGAGGAGCCCUUCAACUACGCCUGGAACGCUGCCAUCGAGGUCAACGAGGGGACAAAUGUUGUGCUGCAGCAUAACAUCGUGGCAGGUUAUGAGAGAGUCGCAUAUCGCAUUGAUGGUGAACCAUGUCCAGGUUAUCCGAACGAGAACGAGAAGUGGAUUGACAACGAGGCUCACGGCGGGCUGUACGGAGUCUAUCUCAACAAAGACGGUUUGCCCGGCUGCAGCCUCAUCCGGGGCUUCUUCGUCUGGAGGAGCUUUGACUACGGCAUCUACUUCCAGACCAUCAUGAAUGUUAUUGUUUCCAACGUGACCCUGGUGGACAACGGGAUGGGCGUCAUGCCUAUGAUCUUCGCUCCUCCUUCUGUCUCCCACGUAUACGCCGACAAACCUGUACACAUUCAGAAUGCCUUGAUUGUUGGCAGCAGCCCGAACUUCGACUGUUCAGCCACGUUGCCCAUCAGUGACUUUAAUAUGCUCAUCAGCGAUGCCCAUCGAGCUCCGAGACCUCUCACAGGUGGCAGAUCUGGAAUCUGUUGGCCCAAUUUUGGAUCUAGUCACAACACUGCUCCAGCAAAGCCCCAUCAUGUGAACAACAACUACAACGCCAUCAAAGGACUGAUGAAAGUCAUGGACACGACGUUCGUCGGUUUCCGCGACGUCUGCUCCAGCGAGAUGAACUUCAUGUUCCUCACCAACCCGAUCAACGAGGACCUGCAGCACCCUGUGCAGGUUUCAGGCAUAACGCAGGUUGACAGCACAGAGGAGGCCAGAGUCUUCAUCCACAGGCCAGAUGUGGGAAAAGCGAACCCCUCCGACUGCGUGGACAUGGACUGCGAUGCGAAGAAGAAGAGCAUUUUGAAGGACUUGGACGGUUCGUUCCUGGGCGCGGUGGGAACUGUGCUGCCUCAGUCUGAGUAUGAGUGGGGAGGUGAUGCCAGGAGAGGGCUGGGCGACUACCGCAUCCCAAAAGUCAUGCUCAGCUUCCCCAACGGCAGCCGCAUCGAUGUGAACCAGAUCGCUCCCCACAAAGGUGUGAUCAGGAAAGGCUGCACGUACAUGAGUUCCUGGCAGAGCUACAAGUGUUUCGGGCUGAACUACAGGAUGCUGGCGAUCGAGAGUCUCGACUCGGACACGGAGACCAGACGCCUGUCCCCCGUCGCUGUGCUCGGAGACGGCUACGUGGAUCUGAUCAACGGUCCUCAGGAUCAAGGUUGGUGUUCAGGUUACACCUGCCAGAAGAGGGUGUCUCUCUUCCACAGCAUCGUGGCCACCGGCCACUCCUUCGACGUCUUCUUCAGCAGCGUCAGCCCUCAGAAACUUCGCCUCAUGAUGCUCAACGCUGAGCCGUCCGAGAGCGUCGUGGUGUCAGUGUUCUACUCCAAACCGCAGCGGUUGGACGUGUACGUUAACAACAAUCUGGUUGCUCCGACUAACGCUCAGUGGAACGCUGACAACACUGACUACACCCUGAAGAAGCCCAUCCAGCCAGGUCAAUACGUCCCCCAGCUGAACGCCACUGUGGGCGCCAACUUCUUCGACCCGGACUACAAGAUGCUGAAGGUCGUGGUGAGAGGCUCCCAACCGGUGGAGAUCCGAACCGCCCCGGUUCUCUUCAUCUCCUUCGAGCUGCCCGCCAUGACCGAGGCGGAGUUCUUCGGAGACAGCCUGAUUCAGAACCUCGCCACGUUCCUCAAAGUCCCCGCGAAUAUGAUCCGGAUCACCAAGAUCAUCCGGGAGGAUGGAGGAGCGCGGCGCAGGAAGAGAUCCACGGGCCUGAAGGUGGAGGUGGAGAUCAAGAAACCUCCAGUCCAGCAAACCACCAACGCCACCAACGAUGACGAGGACUUUAACUUGUUGAGGAGCGUCGCUGAUGAUCUGGGUCAGGCGGCAGUUUCCGGAAACCUCAGUCAGUCCAUCGGCUUCAAUGUCUCUUCAAUGGGCGUUGUCCCGGCCUCUCCUCCACCAUCUGACCCCGAGUGGAAUGAGGAGGCCUCAGCAGAAGUAACGAGGGAGGAGCCUGAAGUGAGCUACGUGUCCAGCGUACACGACCUGCUGCUGGUGGCGGAGCCGAUAGCCGGGGAGUUUGUGGGUCCUCUGGACCAGCAGCCCAGUCUCAUGGCUGUGGAUGAGCAGGGUAACUGUGUCUCUGUGGGAGUGACGAGGCUCACUGUAACAGCCAGCCUGAAGGACUCCAGCGGGAGCAGAGUAGGCGGACUGGAAGGAAACACCACCAUCCUGUUCAGCACCUGCUGGGCAAACUUCACCGACCUGGCCAUUCUAAACAGCGGUGAGAACCUGACCAUGGUCUUCACUCUGAAGGAGUGGGGCGCCCAGUCACGCUCCUUCACCGUCAAAAACACUCCGACCACCCAGACCCCGGUGAUCGAGCCAGCGACCGAGCCAGCGACCACCCCCGACGGGAGUGUCUUCGGCUCCAGCACCGCCGUGUCUGCCGGCAGUCUGUGUCUGGUGAGCGUCAUCUACGCCGUGGCCUGCUGCUCGGACAACAUCCCCAUAUGCUAGAUAGCUCUCUGAGGGUUUUAUGAAGGAUACCUAGACCUUUACACGCACAACUCUGCUGAAUAAAACAAAUGUAAUCCUGGAAUAUAUUAAGCACAUGGUGGGUUUUUCAUUUCCUGUGGGCAAUUUUUUAUUAAAGGGGACCUAUUAUGCUAAUUUUCAAGUGCAUACUUGUAUUUUGGGUUUCUACUAAAACAUGUUUACAAGCUUUAAUGUUCAAAGAAAUGCUUUAUUGUUCUCAUACUGGCUGUGC
Sebastes umbrosus (honeycomb rockfish) is the source of this 13074-nucleotide messenger RNA. RefSeq names its product PKHD1 like 1, tandem duplicate 1 (gene pkhd1l1.1). The transcript has 77 exons. NCBI's taxonomy places the organism in Eukaryota, Metazoa, Chordata, Actinopteri, Perciformes, Sebastidae. The record is from RefSeq and is a predicted model, not a curated record. The coding region runs from base 192 to 12824 and encodes 4210 amino acids.